Messenger RNA from Ostertagia ostertagi, 588 nucleotides. The record is from the annotation of a GenBank genome assembly. NCBI's taxonomy places the organism in Eukaryota, Metazoa, Nematoda, Chromadorea, Rhabditida, Trichostrongylidae.
CCUAUUACUAAACUAACUCCAAUUCAGUUUGGCCCCGAUUCGCCAGUCGUGUAUGCAUUGGAAGGUUCGGGUUCGAUUGGUGGCAAUGUUGUGCGCUUUCUACGCGACAACUUCAACUUUAUAAAGAACGCUUCGGAGAUGGAGUCGAUCUGUCGUUCAGUAGAAACCACAGAAGGUGUCAUUUUCGUGCCAUGUUUCACCGGCCUUUACACUCCUUAUUGGGACCCAACAGCUCGAGGAACAAUUCUUGGCCUUACACAGGUCACGAAUCGCGCUCAUAUCUGCCUCGCUGCCCUUCGAGCCGUAGCAUAUCAGAGUGCUGAAAUGAUAAAAGCUGUGGAAGAAGAUCUUGGCGACAGUGACUUGGUCCAUACCCUGAAGACUGACGGAGGAAUGACCGCUAAUAUGCUGUUCAAUGAAAUACAAGCAGAAAUUAUUGGAAAGGUCAUCAAAACUCCGAAGAUCACCGAAAUUUCCGGUUGGGGAGCGGCUGUUGCUGGCGGCAUCGGUGCGCAGCAGAUCAGCCUUGACGACUUUUCUGCUCGAGAUCCACUGGUACGCUUAACAGACUACAACACUUCAUUGCGA